Molecule: messenger RNA, 426 nt
Organism: Bipolaris zeicola 26-R-13
Lineage: Eukaryota; Fungi; Ascomycota; Dothideomycetes; Pleosporales; Pleosporaceae
Exons: 1
Molecular function (GO): endonuclease activity
Source: RefSeq, a predicted model, not a curated record
UUAGUAGGGUUUACGGACGCUGAAGGUAAUUUUAAUAUUAGUUUAAAAGGUUUACAGGGUAAUAAGUAUAAUAGUUUAAAUUUAACUUACCAAAUUACUCUGCAUAUAAAUGAUUUGUAUGUUUUAGAAUAUAUUAGAAACAGAUUAAAUUGUGGAAGUAUUUCUAAAUCAGGUGAUAAAUGUAAUUAUUUUGUAAAUGAUCAAAAAUCACUAAUAAAUGUUAUAGUACCUAUAUUUAAUUAUAGAGAAUUAAAGAGUUCUAAAUUCUUUCAAUAUUUGAAUUUUAAAAAAGCAGUUCAUCUAUUAAUAGAUAAAAACCAUUUAACUCUUAAAGGUAAAAUAGAUAUCUUACAAUACUAUCAUGAUAUGAAACUUAUAAAUCAAAACUCUAAAGCUAGAGAAAAUAUGAUUAUAGAUGAGUACUGA